Pseudophryne corroboree (corroboree frog) is the source of this 5130-nucleotide messenger RNA. It is a transcript of the gene ADPRHL1, whose product is annotated as ADP-ribosylhydrolase like 1. The transcript is spliced from 7 exons. The record is from RefSeq and is a predicted model, not a curated record. Lineage: Eukaryota; Metazoa; Chordata; Amphibia; Anura; Myobatrachidae. Gene Ontology annotation, biological process: protein de-ADP-ribosylation. Gene Ontology annotation, molecular function: ADP-ribosylarginine-[protein] hydrolase activity; magnesium ion binding. The coding region runs from base 65 to 1129 and encodes 354 amino acids.
CACUAAAGUUAGAACCUGUAGUUGCCAGACAAAGGAGAAGCACAAGCUGCAAGGACAUCUCAUCAUGGAGAAAUUUACAGCUGCAAUGCUUCUGGCUGCUUUUGGAGAUUCUUUAGGCUAUAGAAACUUCAACUGGGAAAUCAGUGCUUCAGGAGUAAAGAUUCACGAAGAGCUGAAAGAAUUUGGAGGUUUAGAGAAGUUGAUGUUGUCGGUAAAGAAAUGGCCAGUCAGUCACAACACACUGAUGCACAUGGCUACUGCAGAGGCUCUUGUUACAGAUUACUGGUGCUUGGAAGAUUUGUACAGGGACAUGGUGAAGCAGUAUGUUGAUGUUGUGGACAAGCUGGAAGGACGUCAACCAGACCCAGCAACCAUUGAAGGAUGCUCACAUCUAAAACCGGAUAACUACUUACUAGCAUGGCAUACCCCAUUCAAUGAAAAAGGUUCUGGAUUUGGAGCUGCAACCAAGGCCAUGUGCAUUGGUAUGAAAUACUGGAAGCCAGACAGACUGGAGACCUUGAUUGAAGUUAGCAUUGAAUGCGGGAGGAUGACCCAUAAUCACCCAACAGGGUUUCUGGGGUCACUGUGCACUGCGUUGUUUGCCUCUUAUGCCGUACAAGGAAAGCCGCUUGUACAGUGGGGAAGAGACCUGCUGAAGGUGAUACCAAUGGCUGAAGAGUACUGUAAGAAAACUAUUCGUCAUAUGGCAGAGUACCAAGAGCAUUGGUUCUACUUUGAAGCUAAAUGGCAGUUUUACCUGGAAGAAAGGGAAAUAGAGGAAGACAAUGUGACAAAGCCCACCUUUCCUGAUAAGUAUGAUGCUGAUGAAAGAGACAAGACAUAUAAGAAAUGGAGCUCAGAGGGCCGUGGUGGAAGAAGAGGACAUGAUGCUCCCAUGAUUGCAUAUGAUGCUUUGUUGGGAGCCGGUGGGGAUUGGAAGGAGCUGUGCAGUCGAGCAAUGUUCCAUGGAGGAGAAAGUGGUGCAACUGGAUCUAUUGCUGGAUGUCUGUUUGGAUUGCUGUAUGGUGCAAGCAAUGUGCCAAAGAGUCUGUACCAGGAAUUGGAACUGAAAGAAAGACUUCAGUACUUGGGCGAAAAACUCUAUGAAGUCUCCACAAAGGAAAAGUAAUGCAACUAGUUUCAUUUUCUUAGCACUAUAUAAUAGAAAUAUAAACAAACACUGAUGUAGUGUAGUCUUGUGAAGAGUGGGGAGGGGUGUAAAUGUUUUCACGAUUGCUUUCUUAGUUCUUUGGUUAAUUUUAAAGUUGUUAUUAUUGGCUAUUAAUUAGCUCAGCUAUCCUACCUCAAUUACAUACCACAUACAGAAGGAAGACAUGGGCACAUCACACUUGUUGCUUCUGGGAUAAACUGUACAUACUGCUGGGUGUUGUUGCUUGUUGGCAAAAGGAGAAUGAUUAUGGGUGGAGACAUCAGGGUUUAAUGACUUGAUGCAGAAGUUUUAAUAUACACACAUAAAGUUUUACGGAUUGGUUGUAUGGAAGGUUUAACAGCAGGUGUGCAUAUGCUUAAUGAUGGAGAAAAUACAGACAGUGGGAGGUGCUAAAAACUACAGUCUGAGAUCAGCCCCAUCAGAGGAAUCAUCUCCAGUGUAGAAUUAUUUUUUUGCCUUAUGUGUACAAAUUCCACUCCUUGCGUGUGCUUGCUGUCAUAGGGGAAGAUUCAAUUGUUUUAUGGGGUGCCCAAAGGCAUGGGUGCCUGUUGGAGCAAUUCAAUUGUUGCUGUGAUGGGCACCCAUUACUUCUGAUGUGCCCAAAAGCACCCAUCUAAAAUACUGCUCGCAGCACGAAAAUUCCUGUUUGGGGCAGCCAAAUGGGACACUUUUCAUGCAUUUUAGCUCUCCAUCUCAGGAGACGGUGAGCUGAACUGCCCCCCUUCCCUCCGGCUAAUCACUCUGGAAUAGAGCAACAACUGAAUUUGUGCAUUGGGUAAGUUCUAGUGGUGGACGCAGGGUAAAAUAAUUGAAUCACCCCAUAGAGGCUACUAACAUUCAUUUUCUAUGUUUUGAAAAUGUCAAGUCUUGCAGUUGCAUAAAACUUUUCAUAUAAAUAUAAUUUUAAAUGGCCAAAUGAAUCUGUGUACAAAAGCGCCAUAUAAGUAAUUACAUAGAUGUAUACAUGACAUUAAGGGGCUGAUGCAGGGUUCGUAGCACAAUGGGUGUAAAUAACUCUUAGAUAAAUGGAGCACAGAAUAUAUGAUAUUUCCUUUCCAAUCAUAUGUAGAGCUGAAGAUGUGCUCCAUUUGCCAACAGUAGUAUGUGUGUCUGGCUUGCACCAGGUCCUCAGUCCAGACUUUUAUGUCCCACUUGAACCUAUGCUGGACACCAUUGAAAUUACGUACAACAAAUGUAUUUGCUGUGAGGCAUCAGUUAAACUACAAACACCUCUAUUAAUACAAUUUUUUUUAUACACACUCAUGAAACACCCAUAAUAUAUGACUGAGAGAUGGAGAAAUCACCUAUCAGUGUUAUCGGCUUGUUCACAAACAGCCAAUCACAAGUGGUUGCUAAUUAUCAUAAUCCUCUGCAAUUUGCACCCGCCCCUGACCACACGCCAUACAGCUUUCCCAGGCGUAUUGCAUCUUAUUCCUGGUUUCAUGUGUUCACAACAAGGGAUUUCUGUAUGUGUACAAUUUAACACAACACCUAAUCUUUCAUAUUACAGUCUCCAUGUGAGCAUAGCACAUAUAAAAAUGAUCAUUUGUGUUUAUAAUCAUUGUACAAUAAGAUUUGAAAUUGUCCAUAAGCCUCUGUGUCCCAUAUGCCAGACUUGCAUAUGCCAGACUAUACAAUAAAUGGAAAUAUCAAUCAGGACAUGACCAGCCAUUAAUAAUAACGGGUGUAUUAUAAAUCUACUUCUGUGGAUAGUCUCAAGGGACAGAGAGCUGCAGGACUUCCCAUAUAUACAUGGUUGAGACACAUUAUUAUGACCACCUCCUACAUUUGUCGUCAGCAGCACAUAGCCCACGAAGUAUGUCACGUGUUUUGUGCUGUCAUGUUGUUUAUAUAAGGUGUGCGAUAGGCCGUCUGCACACAUAUCGCGCUUUGCUGUCAUGGGUAAAAGGGGCGAUUCAUCCGAGUUGCAAAAAGAGAUUAUUAUCGGCUUUCGGGCCAAGGGUGGCAGUAUUUCUGAAACAGUGCAGUUUGUGAACUGUCUGCGUGCUGUCGCAGUGAAGGUGUGUCGUGACUGGACAAAUGGCACAACUGCUGAUAACUGAUGUGGAAACUGCGGAGCAAGAUGUGCCAUUGAUGUGAGAGGUGAACAUUGGCAAUGUAGGUGCAUGAGAGCCGACCAACAUGCUACAGUGGAGCAGCUCAUAAUCAAAAUAAACCUGGGGGCUACUGGACGUGUGUCUAAAAUGACAGUACAGCCCGUCUGGCUGCUGUCCGUGCUGCACAUGGCGGUUACUCUGGCUAUUAGCUGGUGGUCAUAAUAAUGAGUCUCGACUGUGUAGUAUACAAUAUAUAGAAGAUGUUGGGUGAGGUGCACUCCUCAUAUGCAAUGGUGGCAGGAUAAAACACACUGCCACGUUAAUGCCCAAUGUCACCAGUUACUAGAAUAUGAGACCACUGACACAGUAUAAUGGAGUGUAUGCCAGUGGGGAGUUCUCUUUCUUAAGCUUCCAAGUUGAUGAAAUCAGUGACUAUGAUUAUUUAAAGACUUGUUGGGUAUGCUUAAAUACAGGUCCUGUCCUGUCAGGCAAUAGGUUAUAUCAAUCCAAUAUUAUUAUUAGGACACACUGGGGUAAAUUUACUAAGAUGGGAGCUCUAUUUAAGAUGGGAUGUUGCCCAUAGCAACCAAUCAGAUUCUACUUCUCAUUUAUCUAGCACCUUCUAGAACAUAAUACCUGGAAUCUGAUUGGUUGCUAUGGACAACAUCUCAUCUUAAAUAGAACUCCCAUCUUAGUAAAUUUACCCCACUGGGUCUAAUUUACAAAACACACUAGAUGUGCAGCACAAUUACUGUAGAUCAGGGGUAUACUCAUUCAUGAAGCACGUACUGCCUCUACUGUUGGGAGACGCAUCCUCAAACCAGAAGGGUGCUUAAGAUUACAUUACAUUGAGGUGGAUAAAUCAGAAGAGGCGUGUUGUGCAAAAGGGUUAAAAUCACAUAAAAAGUUCAGUGUCUUCCCUAAUUAAAUGAGUGAUAAUGAUGUAAUCUAGAGCCUUCUUUAACACAUUCAGUAUUUCUCUGUUUGAAACUUCAUUUAUAUUGGGCAAAGUGUUCCAUGAAAUAAGCUUGUACAACAGAGCCAAAGUAGAAGGUGCAAAAUAUCUGCCAUUACUACUAUAAGACAGGGCCUGACCUCUACUAGCCAUGUGCCCUUCAGGACGAAGCAUGUACCCUGCCAGAUUAGGCACGCUGAGGAGGCUUUGAUAGAAAUGUCAGCAUAAAUUAAGGUGCACAAAGCAGCCUUAUUUGUUUUUGAUCUGCACCUUGACCACUUUGCCACUGGAAAUUAUGCCUAGUGCAGUGGUUCCCAAGUUUUUUGGAAUCACGGCGCCCUAGAGUUUAAAUUUUUUUUUAAUGCCCUAGGCCAAGAGUUUCUUAUUGAGAAAUUUAGAAAAUAAUGUUAAAUUAAGUAAAUUGUGUUUAUAUGUCAUCCUUAAGUUCAGUUAUAUAGUGAGGGACAAGAUUUGCUUCUUUUUGUCCACAUAUUGUAUGAUUGGCAGCCUCCAACACUGGUUUUGCCUAUUACAGUAACCAUAAAUAAUUUUAAUAUGUUCUGGACCACAAAUCCAAGGCACCCCUACAAAGUGCCACGAGGUACGCCAGAGCACCAUGGCACACAGUCUGGGAAACACUGGCCUAGUGGCUACUAAUGUGGUAGGGAACAUGUCCAGUGCCUGUCCCAGAACUCAGUGUCCCAAAGUGUUUCCUGCUCCGCUGAUCAUGAAUAAAUCCUGAUCACUUAAUGAGGGGACAGUAUAAAUGUAAUGCUAUUCUUCAAUCCUUUGUGAUGGGAAUGAUGCAUGUGCAAUGAUGUGGUUUGAGCACGGGUCUGCAUACAGAAGCAUUAAUAUGUAGGAGGUGAAUGAAAGAAGCAUUGUCUUGGAAGUGGUAUUCCCUUAUUGCUUUAUAUGCUUGUGAAUAAACUAUGUACUUAACUCCA